This is a messenger RNA of Penicillium arizonense, 333 nucleotides long. RefSeq lists its product as uncharacterized. The coding region runs from base 1 to 333 and encodes 110 amino acids. The transcript has 4 exons. The record is from RefSeq and is a predicted model, not a curated record. NCBI's taxonomy places the organism in Eukaryota, Fungi, Ascomycota, Eurotiomycetes, Eurotiales, Aspergillaceae.
AUGCCAUUCCAGAUCAAAGACAGCACCGAGCGCUUCAAGAUCCCCAACUAUCGCGGUAUACCGAAUGUAUACUUCGCGGACCUUCUAGGAACUGAAGACACCGAUGUCUCCAAUCCUAUUGUUGGGGCAUGGUUCCGUAUGGAGAAGGGUGAAGAGGCCACGCCCCCGACAUAUGAAUAUGAUGAGUUUGGCGUUGUUAUUGAGGGGGAGAUAAACCUUCGAGAUGAGACUGGUGAGACGGCAACAGUUCGAGCGGGACAUGUAUUCUUUUUCCCACGAGGAAGCACAAUUACCUUUUCGUCUGAUAGUUAUGGGUUGGCUGUAAACCCGUGA